Molecule: messenger RNA, 2331 nt
Organism: Epithele typhae
Lineage: Eukaryota; Fungi; Basidiomycota; Agaricomycetes; Polyporales; Epitheliaceae
Exons: 6
Coding region: 1-2331 (776 amino acids)
Source: RefSeq, a predicted model, not a curated record
AUGGCUUACACCACUACGCCUAGCGUCCAUGAUAUGCCCACAUCCCUCUCUUAUGCCGACGACAUGAACCCCGACCGGGCGCGACUUCGGGCCAGACAACACUUAGAACAUACCAAGCGUCGCAUUGCUGGGCCUAUGGACCCAUCAGCUUUCAUAGACAAAUUCCUUCCUCCUGAUAGCGAGUGUCUUGUGGACGCCUCUUCCCGACGACUGUCUAGUCGAGGCGCAUUCAGUGCUGUUCCAUCGCGAGCCGAGACGAGCGCGGAGAUAUACAUUCCCUUGAUGAAGGCCCUGAACAAAAGUACGAAGCAUAGAUCGCGAUGUCACGGCUACGUUUUCGAUAUUACUGCCACAAGAACCGUCCGUCAGGACAAACGCGGAUUCAUGAAGCCCCACAUAUGCUGCUACACCCCGUCCAACUUGGAGACUGUCAAGGCUGCGGACGUGGCGUCGCGCGUCGACCUCGGGUACGCCGAGUUAUUCAUCCACGUUUCCUCCGACCCCUCUCGCGACUUCUUCAACGAUCCGUCCCCCGACGUCGCCGACCGGUCCACACACGAGUUCCUGUCACGCUCGUCCAGUUCGUACAGGCAAACGCACAUCGACGAAUACUUCGGCCAACACAUGUCUUAUGUCGCGGAGAUAUUUGCGCGUCAAUCCCGCGUCUUCAUCUUCUCGAUCGCGGUUCACGGCUCCGUCGCGCGGAUGUUCUUCUGGGACCAUUCGGCGUGCAUCGUCUCCGGGGCCUUCGACUUGCGCGCGCAGGCCGACAUCCUCUGCGAGUUCCUCUGGCGGUUCUCCGACCGAGGCGAUACAGGGCGUGGUCACGAUGUCAGUAUCCAGCGCGCAUUACCGGAGGAGGAGGAGAUAUUCCGAGAUGCGAUUCGCGAGUACGCUGCCACGCAACUCGGCGAAGAAGACGACCUGGAGGCGGAGGUGGAGCGGCACUAUGCGUCGGGCAAGGUCUAUGCAACCAGCAUCCUUCACCAAGGUUUUAGCGCGUGCGAUGAAAACACGCUGCGGUACGUCUUUUCGCGGCCAAUCGCAAGCUCGACCGCGCUGGCACAUACCGGAAUGCGUGGGUACUGGGCGGUAGACGUGGCGACGAAGACGGUCGUGUUUCUUAAGGACACAUGGCGAGAGCUCGAGGCAGAGAGCGAAGGCGACAUCCUACGACGGUUACACAACCUUGGGGUCCGCAACAUACCCGCGCUUUCCUGGCAGGGAGACGUUUCAUGGUUUGCGGAAUACCCAGUCCCACGGCGCAAGUUCAACGUCAACGAACUGCAGACCACGAUAGGAAGCAACUUCACUUCUCCCCCAUGGAGGUGUCGAGUGGAUGGGGUUCGAGCUACUCUUCAUCACCGUAGGCACUAUCGUCUGGUUCUGGGGACCGUUGGACGAUCAUUCGGCACCGUACGUGGCACAAAGGAGUUGCUUCAUGCCGGCCUCGAUGUCUUUAGGGCCAUGCGAGAUACUCUGGAGAAGGAUUCUCGCAUUCAUCGGGACAUCAGCGCGGGCAACAUUGUGCUAGUCAAAGAACCGGACGCCGACGUGCGUAGAGGGUAUCUCAUCGACUGGGAACUAUCAUGCGCGCUAAACGACGAGGGUGAUGCUAAAGUGAUCGGACGAGCAGGGACGUGGCGGUUCAUGUCCAUUCGCCUCCUCAAUUGGUCGGAACCCGACGAACACCGACAUCGUUUCCAGGACGACAUGGAGUCACUCCUAUGGGUCAUGUUCUUUGGCGCGCUCAUGUGGCAACCGCACAACUACUCCGACACCACUCUUCGAGAUGUGAUAUACGAUUUCUUCGACGCGCGAAUAUGGUCGCCCUCCGGUAACCUCUGGUCCGGUGGUUUUUACAAGGACUUGUAUCUCCGCUCGCGUGACGCACUCCCUGCUCUGAAAUUCAACAGUGAAUCCAUUCAAGAAUGGUUGGACACGAUGAUGGCAUACCGUUCCCCGCCCCGCUCGGGCGCCUCGAAGUUCAAGCACAAAUGGACCGACCAUGCGUUUAUUCACCAAGUCUGGACCGACUUUCUCAGCACACACACUUUGGAGACAGCAAAUCGCGUGGAAAACGUGCCCGCAGAGGUCCUCCAUACGAGCGACCUGAGCUCACGCGUGGCGUCCGAUCAAGGCAAGAGUCCGCCGUUCCCAGCUUCGCCACCCAGAACGAUGAGCUUGACGCUCGAAGGUGCCUUGGACCACGGAAGCCCUAACACGAACUCGGCGCAGCUCGCCAGCACAAGCGUCGAGGUCGUUGCCACCUGUCCUACGACGCAGCACGCGGAUACGUCAGCGCCAAGACGUGGUGCCAAAUCAUCCUGA